Molecule: messenger RNA, 1233 nt
Organism: Aspergillus neoniger CBS 115656
Lineage: Eukaryota; Fungi; Ascomycota; Eurotiomycetes; Eurotiales; Aspergillaceae
Product: RNA-binding ATPase activator ESF2
Exons: 1
Coding region: 63-1109 (348 amino acids)
Biological process (GO): endonucleolytic cleavage to generate mature 5'-end of SSU-rRNA from (SSU-rRNA, 5.8S rRNA, LSU-rRNA); endonucleolytic cleavage in 5'-ETS of tricistronic rRNA transcript (SSU-rRNA, 5.8S rRNA, LSU-rRNA); endonucleolytic cleavage in ITS1 to separate SSU-rRNA from 5.8S rRNA and LSU-rRNA from tricistronic rRNA transcript (SSU-rRNA, 5.8S rRNA, LSU-rRNA)
Cellular component (GO): nucleolus
Molecular function (GO): RNA binding
Source: RefSeq, a predicted model, not a curated record
CUUUUUUCAUUUCUCCUCUUACAUACAUACACAAUAUACAAGAUACGAAUAUAUCUAGCAUAAUGACCACCCGCAAGCGCAACGACUUCCUCGACAUCGUCGAAAGCGACGACGAAUCCGGCAACGACGACCGCGGCUACGACUCCGAAGCAGCGGAGCAAGAAAAGAGCAAAGGCCGGGCCGUGAAGCGCCGGCGCACGCAACCAGUGCAGUCGACGAGCGAUCUACACGGCUUGAACGAUGGAUCGGAGGAUGAGGAUUCUGAUAAUGGGGUUGGGUUGGGAGAUAGUGAGGAUGAGAGGGUGGUUAUGAAGGGUAGGAGCAAGAAGAGCAAGAAACAGGCUGCUGGGUCAGAGGAUGAAGAUGAAGAAGACGAGAUGAGUGACAACGACGAAGACCACUACCUGGACGCCAGAACGGAAACAACAGAAGAAUCCUCCUCCAAGAAAUCAACAAGCAAGAAACCGCUCGACAAAGCCAAGAAGGCGCCUAAGAAGAACAAAACGGGCGUGAUUUACUUCUCCUCUCUGCCUCCGUACCUGAAACCGUUUGCGCUCAAGAACCUUCUCGAGACCCGGUCGUUCGGGCCUAUUACGAGGGUGUUCUUGUCGCCUGAAGUCCGUCCUGCUAGUGCGCCUCGUCGGAGAUCUAAUAAGCGGAAGACGUACUCGGAUGGAUGGGUUGAGUUUGCGUCGAAGAAGACGGCGAAGAUUUGUGCGGAGACGCUGAAUGCGACGAUUAUCGGGGGUAAGAAGGGCGGGUGGUAUCAUGAUGAUGUGUGGAAUAUGAAGUAUUUGAAGGGGUUCCGGUGGGCGGAUCUGAUGGAGCAGGUGCAGAGGGAGAGGUCGGAGAGGGAGGCGAGGAAGAGGGUGGAGGAUUCGAGGGCUAGGAAGGAGGAUAAGGUGUUCUUGGAGGGGUAUGAGAAGGGCAAGGUUAUUGAGGGGAUUCAGAAGAAGAAUGAGGAGAAGGGGAAGAAGAAGAAGGAUAGUGCGAAUGAUGUUAGGAUGGUGUUUAAGCAGAAUGAGGUUAAGUUGGGGAGGGAUAAGAGUGUGGAGGAUCCCGGGAAGUUGGGAGAUGAUACGACGAGGGUGUUGGGGAAGAUUUUCUGAUCUACUACUAUUCUUGUUUGUGUAGUCUAGGUUCCUUUUCUUGGUUAAUAGAUAUCCCUAUUGUCUUGUUUAUUGGUCUAUGGAUAUGGUGGUGUAUACUAGGCUAGUGUUGAAGAUUCGAACC